Molecule: messenger RNA, 1620 nt
Organism: Rotaria sp. Silwood1
Lineage: Eukaryota; Metazoa; Rotifera; Eurotatoria; Philodinida; Philodinidae
Source: the annotation of a GenBank genome assembly
AUGUACAGAUGUUGGGGUAUUACAUGUUAUCCUUGUUCAAAACUCUGUAUUGGACUUUUAAUUUUACUUAUUCUUCUUAUUCUCGCUAUAAUUGCUACAUUUCUUAUUCUUUUCAUUGGUAAGAAUAAGGAAUCACAAACAACAUCAAUAAUUACAUUCUUCAAUUCAACUACAGAAAUAGCUGAUAAAACAAAUACUACUGUGUUCGCCAAAACUAUUACUAUUAUACCGACUAAAACUAUCCCUACUAAAUCAACCACAACCACAACGACAACAACUACAACUACAGCAAGUACCGCUACGACCACAAUUAGCUGUGGUACAUCCUGUCUUAAUCAAUCAUGGAUUGAAUCUUCAGAUGGUCUCGCUUUCUGGCCAUUCGAUGGUUCUUAUGUUGACAUAGUUGGUAAUUACAACGGAAUUCCAUCUCUAAAUCUGCCUACUUUUGUUCCUGGAUACCUUGGUCAAGCUGCUUCAUUUGAUGCAUCCCUUCAACAAGCGAUGUACACAUCAUUUAUUCCAUUAAAUAAUGUUAGUUUUACUAUAGAAGCAUGGAUUAAACCAACAGGAUAUCCUAAUCCAAGAGAUCAUAGUAUUGUUGGCUUAUGUCCGUCGAAAAUAGUAGAUCGAUGUCUUCAUAUUAAUAUUCGUAAUAAAAAACUUUACUUUGGAUUUUAUUUUGAUGAUAUUCAAGGUGUAACAACAAUUCCACUCAAUGAAUGGAUACAUGUAGUAUUUGCUUUUGAUCUAACAACAAAAGUACAGACAAUCUAUUUGAAUGGAUUUCAAGAUGUACAAAGUACUGCAUUACAUUCAUUUGAAGGUGAAUCAGGCAAUUUUACAGUGGGCAUUAAUCAAGGCGUAGACUUUCCAUAUAGUUAUUUUCAGGGUUAUAUCGAUCAAUUAUCAAUUGAUCGACGAGCAAAAUCUCCUUGUGAAAUACUUGAAAUAGCAACACUAGCUGGUCACUUCAAAUUUGAUAGUCCAUCAACAUAUAUUGAUUCAGGACCUAAUGCAGUAGCAACGACUUUCUCAAGUACUUCAAUUAUUACUGGUUAUAAAAAUCAAGCUAUCUCAUUUUCUGGUUUAUCAACAUCUUAUUUUCAAACAUGGGGUUUUACUUCAUUUGGUUUUAGUAAUAAACCAUUUUCACUUGCAUUUUGGAUUAAACCUCAAAUUCUAUCAGGUACACUUGUUCAUUUAUCAACAUCAUCUCAAGGUACAGGAUCUCACUGUUUUCCAUUAUUGGGUUUUGAUUCAAAUGGAGCAAUCAUUGCACAAGUUUUAACUGACAAUAAUAUUGUUGUGACAGCUACAGGUUCUAUUUUACCAGUAUCGUCAUUAUGGAUAGCGGUUGUUCAAACGUGGAGUUCAACAAAUGGAUUAAAACUAUAUGUGAAUAAUAUACUUGUUAGUUCGGUUGCAGCUCCAACAUUUCUAGCGAGUGAAACAACACCAAACUAUUUAACAUUAGGUAAUUGUUUAAAUGGAUGUGAUGGUACAUGUUCAAGUGGUUUAGUCAGUAGACCAGGUCCAUUUACAGGUGCAAUUGAUGAUUGGCGUAUAUAUAAUCGUGAACUUACUUCGGACGAUGUAUGUACUCUGUAUUUUUCUGUUUGA